Molecule: messenger RNA, 5649 nt
Organism: Macrosteles quadrilineatus (aster leafhopper)
Lineage: Eukaryota; Metazoa; Arthropoda; Insecta; Hemiptera; Cicadellidae
Product: TATA-binding protein-associated factor 172-like
Exons: 39
Coding region: 231-5633 (1800 amino acids)
Molecular function (GO): ATP binding; ATP-dependent chromatin remodeler activity; ATP hydrolysis activity
Source: RefSeq, a predicted model, not a curated record
UGUGAUGGGGAGUCGUUCUCUCCCUGGAUUUCUUUGUUUAUAUGGGUGGUUUGUGUAUUUAGCUUCAAAACCAACAUUUUGUUGUUCCGAGGUUGAUGUAUUAUCAAGAAACAAUGAGUUUUUAACAUGGAACGUGCUAGGUGAAUGUUCAAUAGAAUGGAAAAAUAAAAAGAAUCAUCAAUAUUGUGUUCAAUGGAAGGGAUAUUAUAAAGUAAAACAAAAGAAUCAGAAUGACUUCAAGGCUAGAUCGUCUGUUUGUUCUGCUAGAGACUGGAUCAUCAGGAGUGACUCGCCGCGCAGCUGCAGCUCAACUUGGAGAGGUCCAACGACUUCACCCACAUGAGUUGCACACACUGCUGGGCCGCAUCACGGGGCUGUUGCGCUCCUCAGCAUGGGACACCAGGAUAGCGGCGGGUCAAGCUGUGACAGCGGUGCUGGACAAUGUGCCUCAGUGGGACCCCGCGGGCACAUUAGACAGUAACAGUGAAAAUGCUGAUCCAUUGCAAGCUGUGGUUCAAUCAGGGAGGUUGACGUAUUCGUCUUUUGAUCUGAAAAAUGUAGUCAGCAAGAGCGCUUACCUCAUGGGAUCGGAGGGCAAGGAGUAUGAUACCGAGGAAGAUAAUGUGAUUGGACCAGAGCAGAUGCAUUCUCAGUUGAUGCAAGAGAUGGGACUCCCAGUGAAACUGGACUGUUCUGUCAUCUCACCCGAGGACCUUAGACCGUCCAAGCCUGUCAGACAGAACUCACAACCUCAGAAGAUGAGCCUCACGAAAGUGGUGUCAGAAGGGUUGAGUUGUCGAGAACGAAACCGAGCGAAGAGAAUAGCUCGUCAGACCUCUACUCGGGAGAAAACACAACAGCAGCCUGAAGAGGAGAACGAAGGGUCAGCGGCCAAGAAAGUGAAGCUGGAGGAGGGAGGGGAUGAAAGUAUUGGGAGUGAACCUGUGCCGGACAACACAGGAGCUUGGGGAACGGAUGCUGUAGACUGGCCUCUAGAAGGCCUCUGUGAUUCUCUGUGUGCCGAGUUGUUCAGUACAAGGUGGGAGACGAGACAUGGCGCAGCGACAGCGCUCAGAGAACUAGUCAAGAUACACGGUCGUGGGGCAGGCAAGAGCCAGGACAUCCCUGCUAGUCUGAUGCAGGAGUACCAUCAGCUGUUCCUGGAGGAUGUGUCACUGAGGCUGCUCUGUGUCCUGGCCCUGGACAGGUUUGGAGACUUUGUAUCUGACCAGGUGGUGGCGCCAGUCAGGGAGACUUGCGCCCAGACACUUGGUUCGGUGGUCAACCUGAUGAACAAGGACCGAGUAGAGAAAGUAGUCAGUUGUUUGUUGCAGCUGCUGGACAAUACAGACUGGGAGGCCAGACAUGGAGGUCUGCUGGGGCUCAAGUAUGUGCUGGCAGUUAGACAGGACAUGGUGGGCAGUAUCCUGGGUAAGACACUCUCGGUGAUUCUCGCAGGACUGAAGGACAGUGUGGACGAUGUCGCUGCUGUGGCAGCUUCAGCACUGAUACCAGCAGCUCAGACUAUUGUUUCAGAUUUUCCUCAUCAGGUGUCAUCUAUUGUGACGGCAGUGUGGGAUCUGCUGGCAGACCAGGACGAGCUGGCAGCUGCUUGUAACAGCUUCAUGGGUCUGCUAGCAGCCAUCCUUAGCUUACCCAACACUAGUCAUCUUGUCAGUGCGGAGGAGUGUGUGGUCGCGCGGCUAUGGCCAUUCCUUUCGCACAGCUCAUCGUCUGUACGUCGCGCGACACUGCAGACUCUGCUGACACUGACAGCUGCUGAGGAGAGAGUAGCCUCGUGGAGCUCAGCACUGCUGACUGAGGCACUAAGGAAUGUGUAUCAACGUGCUCUGAUAGAACCUGUACAGGAGACACAGGCUCUGGUGGAGCGGGUAUGGAACAAUCUGGUGCACAACAGUCAGUUGAGUUCGCUGCUUGUUGCAGUCUGUCCCUUUGUCAGUUGUUGGCUGUGUCUCGCCAUGCAGCCUGCCAAAAUGCACUUUGAACCUUCCGCUCUCAUACAAACAAGAUCUGAGGUGAAAGGCAAGCGUAACAUAGAGAAGGAGCAGGUGGCAAGUGAGCUGAAGGUGUAUCUAGGUGGCAGUGAGACUACACCAGCUGCUACACGGGAACAGAACGUCAUGAGGUGCAGGUGUAUGGCGGCCAGGAUGUUAGGUUUGCUGUCAUGUUACAUAGUGAAGCCAGCGCCAGGCAUUGUUUACACACCUGAAAUAGAAACACCAAUCGAGUGCUACGUUAAGGUCCUCCUAGUCUACCUCAACUCCAAGUCGGCUGUACAGAGGUUGGUGACGGGGCUAGUGAUUGCGGAGUGGGGCAGACUCGCUCCUCCUGAGCCACCUCCCUCUGUGCUCUCCUCUCGGCUGCAUGCUUGUCUCGCGGAAGCAGUAUAUUAUGAUGAGAUUGCGCUCGGGUUUACUCGACUGCUGCAAGACACAAGGGAUUUUAUCGCAACCUUAAAACACUAUAAGUUGCCGUUCCAUAGCGAACAGUACGGAAAGGUGCUGACUCUAGAUCAGAUACAACAGUUGGCAGGGCCUGUGGCAUCUCAGCUGCUGACCUCCAACAAACUGAAGCCCAAAGUCGCAGAGAGUCUGGAGGAGCGACGCAGAGUCAUACAAGGAGCUGUCAGUCAAACUGCCUCCGACCAACAGCUGUUGACUGUCUCGACGCAGGCUGCUCUUGUUGGAGCUGUGUUGAUGUUGAGAUGUCUUCCUGAGAAGUUGACACUCAUAAUUAAACCUCUGAUGGACUCUGUGAAACGUGAGAAGAAUGAGAUACUCCAGAAUCUUUCUGCUACUCAUUUGGCCCAUCUAGUCAAGAUGUGUGUUGACAGAACGCCAUGUCCCAACACCAAGAUAAUCACCAACCUCUGUAUCCUUCUCAGAUCUGAUCCUGAGUUUACACCUAGGGUGGGGGAACCUGAGAGUAUUACUGGUGCUGACAGUGGAGUUGAAAGCUCUUCUAGCAGUAGAACCAACACACCUACAGUCAACAGUGACAAAUUCAAUGGGAUUCUGACAUUACAGAACCAGCAGAAGAAUGCUGAGAGAGCUGUGUUCAAGAGAGCCAACUCGACGGGAGGCAGAGGUCCAGGUCGACCUCCCACCACUGACAUACCGUUGGAGGAACUGUUUGCUAUGGAUGACGAGGCACACAAGCUGGCCAGGGUUCAGAGGCGUGGUGCCACAGCAGCUCUCACCUCCAUAGCCGUCCGUCUUGGUCCCGAUGUCCCCACCAAACUGCCCCGACUGUGGGAGAGUGUACUCACACACCUACAGGACACUGUUGGUGCUGCUACCUUUGAUGUGAAAAGUGCCAUACACAAUGACUCAUCUGCCGAGGAUCUAGUCUCUAGUAUGCAAGUUUUAGAAGUUGUGUCUCCGUCCCUUCACUCAACUCUUCUACCUCAGGUUUUGCCAGUUUUAGAUCAGCUCUGUGAGCUGCUGCAACAUCCGUACAAGGCUGUGAGGCACAUGUCUGCGAGAUGUGUAGCUACUCUGUCCGCCCUGGACACACCUAGAGUCAUGGAGGUGCUGGUGACCAGGGUAGUGCCAUUGCUAGACGCAGCAGAUUGUGUCACCCGGCGGCAAGGUGCCACAGAGUGUUUGGCCUGCGUCGCCGAGAAACUUCAACUCAACAUUGUUCCAUACAUUGUUCUACUAGUCGUUCCACUGUUAGGCAGGAUGUCAGACCAAGAUUCGUCAGUGCGGUUGCUGGCCACACACACGUUUGCAGCCCUUAUACAGCUGAUGCCUCUGGAAGGUGGGGUUGGUCCUCCUGUCAACCUCCCAUCCACACUAUCUCGCCAACGCGAUAGAGACAGAGAAUUUCUGGAACAGCUAUUCCAUCCAGGAACCAUCCCGGACUACCAAGUCCCUGUGCCUAUCCGAGCAACCCUACGGUCAUAUCAACAGGCAGGAGUGAACUGGCUGGCAUUGCUGAACAAGUACAAACUCCACGGGAUCUUGUGUGAUGACAUGGGUUUGGGCAAAACACUGCAGUCCAUCUGUAUCGUGGCUGGGGACCAUUACACAAGGAGCCAGAAGUUUAGGGAGACAGGUAGUGUUGACUCUGUACCUCUACCCUCACUGGUUGUAUGUCCUCCUACACUCACAGGCCACUGGGUGUAUGAAGUAGACAAGUUUCUGUCACCAGAAUAUCUCAAUCCUCUUCACUAUGCUGGACCUCCUGUUGAGAGAGAAAAGUUGAGAAUAAAAGUGGCACAACACAAUUUAGUUGUCGCCUCUUAUGACAUUGUUCGCAAGGACAUAGAUUUUUUCUCCAGCAUUCAGUGGAAUUACUGCAUUUUAGAUGAGGGUCAUGUUAUCAAGAACGGUAAAACCAAGUCGUCCAAGGCCAUCAAGCAGUUGAGAGCCAAUCAUCGGCUGAUCCUGUCAGGCACUCCUAUACAGAACAACGUGUUGGAGCUGUGGUCCUUGUUUGACUUCCUCAUGCCAGGCUUCCUUGGCACAGAGCGGCAGUUCACAGCCAAGUACAGCAGACCCAUCCUGGCCUCUAGAGACCCCAAGAGUACACCUGCAGAGCAGGAGGCUGGAGUUCUUGCUAUGGAGGCUCUUCACAAGCAAGUUCUUCCUUUUGUCUUAAGAAGAAUGAAGGAAGAUGUACUCAAGGAUCUACCACCAAAAAUCACUCAGGACUACUACUGUGACUUGAGCCCUCUACAAGAGAGACUGUAUGAAGAUUUCUCCCGGUCCCGUAGCUUAUCUGACAUCAGUUCUACGCAGAGCAACAACACACACAUCUUCCAGGCACUGAGGUAUUUACAGAAUGUCUGCAACCAUCCUAAGCUAGUCCUCACUCCACAGCAUCCUGAGUUCCAGAAGAUCUUAGCAGAACUGAAGUCUCACAACUCAUCUCUCUCAGAGAUUGAGCACGGCUGCAAACUACCUGCUUUAAAACAACUGUUGCUGGAUUGUGGCAUAGGUACAGCGUUGGAUAACUCUACAGCAGCUCCUGUAGUCUCUCCUCAUCGAGCUCUCAUCUUCUGUCAGAUCAAAGCAAUGCUGGAUAUUGUCGAGAAUGAUUUGCUCAAAAAGCACCUUCCAUCAGUGACGUACUUGCGGCUGGAUGGCUCAGUACCUCCGAGUUGCAGACAUAAUGUCGUGGCAAGGUUCAACUCUGACCCCUCCAUAGACGUGUUGUUGUUGACCACUCAAGUGGGAGGUCUAGGACUCAAUCUUACCACUGCUGAUACUGUGAUAUUUGUGGAACAUGACUGGAGCCCUAUGAGGGACUUGCAGGCGAUGGACCGAGCUCAUCGUAUAGGACAGAAGCGAGUGGUCAAUGUUUACAGACUCAUCACGAGAGGCACGCUUGAGGAGAAGAUCAUGGGGCUGCAGAAGUUCAAACUGGUGACUGCCAACACAGUGAUCAGUGGCGAGAACUCGAGUCUGGAAACCAUGGCUACAGACAAGCUGUUGGAUCUGUUCUCCUUGGAAGGCAAGAACACCUCGGGUCGCUCAGGCUGGCCAAACUCCUCGUCUAACCUGACUAUGAAGAGUGUAUUGGCAAACCUGCCCGACUUGUGGGAGGAGACCAGCUACGAGGAGGAGUACGACUUGAGCAACUUUGUAAAAACCCUUCGUCAAUAAAACCUGUGUUUGUGUA